UACAAAAUUUACUGUUGCAGUUUCAGUCUAUGGUAUACCCCGUACUUGGUCGCAAUUUGCUUUAAGCUGUGAAAAAAGUCAUUGAUAUUUUCAAGUUUGGAUAUUUGUUAUCAAUAACAUAGAUAAAAUGAAACUUACAUAAAGAAGCCAGGUGUAUGAACACAACGAGAUUUCGCAUGUAGUUAUUUCGACUAGAUUAAGUGAGAGCAUCAAAUAUAAUUACGUUCAAGUAAACCGAGACGAAGAAGAAUUUUGAAAAUCCAUGAACUUUUUACAACUUUUAUUUACAACAAUGGAAGCAAGUGUUUGCAUUCUUUUUGUUUUCGGCUUGUUUUCUAGCGGAUUCGGACAAGAUGUCACAGAAAGUCCGACGUCAUCGCCGUGGCCAAAAGAUCGCGGCCUUAUUCUUACGACGUAUUAUUCAUGGGCUGAUAGGUACAAAGGCAAGCUGAGACAUUUACAGUCUUAUCCGGGCUACGAGAAUGUCACGGGUGAAGAUGCUGGAUAUGAUGACGCCAUAACCCCAGACAUUCCAGAAAUGAAGUACAAUAAUCCAGAUACAAAUAUGCGAAGUAUAAGUGUCGAUUUUUGGACGAAAACUGUCUUCAUGCACGAUUACUAUUCCAGCGGAAUGGCUUUUGGAACAGGCUUUAAUGAACAAUUGAAGGAUAUUAAAAUCGACUAUAUGCGCAUUGGAGUUUCGAGAGGAAAUAUACAAUUAGCUGUUGAUUGGCUGUCUCAUACUGUGUAUUGGGCCGAUACAGCAUUUCGUUGGAUUGUAGCCGCGCCAGGACAGAAUGACAAAUUGAAGAUGGGCUAUCAUAAAAUCAUUGUUGACAAACAUCUAGAAGCACCUACGGCUAUUGCGGUAGAUCCAUUUAAAGGGUUAUUGUUUUGGUCUGACGUCGGCGUGUAUCCUAGGAUAGAAUAUUCAAAUCUAGACGGAAGUUCGCGACAUAUACUCAUUGCAAACCUUACGAAAAACCCAUCAUCUCUUGAAGUAGACACUGUUGAGCAGAGGAUCUACUGGAUAGACAAAAAUGUCGAUGCAAUACUGACCACUACAUACAGUGGUCAACGUAUCGAUAAGAUAAGAACACUUACAAGAACUAUUUUAUAUGAUAUGGCGCUAUUCAGGACAGUGUUAUAUGUAAGCGAUAUAUACGAUGGUUACUUAUAUACACUGAAUAGGACUCUAGGUCCUGAUAAGGGUAAAAUGGAGGCUGAUAUUAUUACAUUUUACCCGCAAGAUAUCUAUGGGAUUGCAGUAUAUGGUGAGGAGACGCAGCCACGUACAGAUAAAGAUCACUGUGCUGAAUUAAAUUGUGAUCAGAUGUGUCUGACGACAGUCAUGAGCGCAGUCUGCGCAUGCUCAGAAGGAUUCAGGCUAGAUAGCAGUACUGGCAAAUGUCAAAAAGAUGAGCAGGCUUUCACCAAAGCGAUAGUUUUCGCAAAUCAAACACACAUAUGUUGGGUAAAUGUCCAGAUAUUGGCACGUUCCAGCUUUGAUCAUCAGUGUAUUUUCACUGUUAUAAAGCAGAGCAAGACGGAGGAUGUACCUACACCAAACAAAAGGCGAAAAAGGCAAGAUGCAUCACCUUCGACUGCCGCACCAGUCACAUCCAAAGCAACAACCACACCACCAACCACACCACCAACCAAACCAGCAACUACCCCACCAACCAAACCAGUGACCACACCACCAACAAUGCCGGCAACCACACCACCAACUACAACGCCAAAACCAACAACGCCAGCACCAACUACACCGUCGACUACAGUCACAACAACUGUUCCUGUGCCCACAGCGGCACCAGGUGACGUCAUCAAGAUGUUUGAUAUGGACAUGGUGAACAGAGUUAUCUUUUUUGCUACUGUGGAUAACACAAUCUAUAAAAGACCGAUAGACUUGCCGAUUGAAAACGACGCUAAAGAAUUAAUUGUGAAAGCAUCGGGAAAUAUAAGUGGUCUAGCCUAUGAUGCAGUAGAUGGUAAAAACUUGUACUGGUGUGAGUCAGACACAGGAACUGUAUGGCUUUUGAAUACCGUGGACAGAUCAACUAAGAUAGUAAACGAUACUGUUGUUAAUCCAAGAGAUAUCAUUGUUCUAUUGAAAGAGAGGAAGCUGGCGAUGAUUACUGGGGCUGACGGGGACAUGUCCAUUCAAACAUUGACUAUGGACGCAUCUGAAUUAAAAAACGUGAUUGAAGGAAAGAACGAUAUUCCCGCAUUUACCUAUGACAACGAAAAGCAAAGGAUUUAUUACAUAUAUGGGAGUUACAUAUACUAUGGAACACUGGAUGGAGACACUGACAAUUACCAUUCUUAUGGAGUCAACGAGGAUGCAUAUAUUCUCUUCCAAUAUCAGAAUUACAUAUCUUGGGUAUAUCGCAACGAAAGUCAUGUUAAUCUCGUGAAUUCACGUAACCAAGUCACAGGAGUUAACGUGAACAUUGCGUACUUCGACAACUCAACUAUUGUUGAUAUGAAAGCUCUUGAUGUUAAUCUUCAGCAGACAAACGUCAUAAGUCCCUGUGCAUAUGGAAAUGGCGGUUGUUCGCAAAUUUGCAUAACUAAGUAUACAAACGACGUAAUGACUCCCGUUUGCGAAUGCGCUUUAGGAUACACACUUGAAGAUAAAGUCAACUGUACCACAAAGGUCGUUACCGACAAUUUCAUUCUGGUUACUGACUGGACCGACGAAGAGAUACACCAAAUAGGGCUUGACACAAACGAAAUCAAUGUUGUCCCUGGUGACAAAAGUGCCGAGUAUAUGGGUGUCUUCUAUAACCCUGAAAACCAGAAAGUAAUAUGGGCUGAAUACUUCGAAGAGAUCAUAUACGUCGGAAAUCUUAAUGGCACCGAUCGUAAACCGCUCGUUGACUUAGGAAAUAGCGGUUACGCCUAUCGUUUUGACAUGGAUAUGACAACAAAAAACUUGUACUUUACCGCAUAUUACGACACUUUUAUUGGUGUCAUAACACCCAAUGGGACAUAUCGAGUAUUGAAAGAUGAUUUUGGUUGGGACUCCGUUCUGGAUAUUGUUGUUCAUCCUGAGAAAGGGUGGAUGUAUUAUACAGUAGAUGCCUAUCCAACAGGAUAUGUAGGCCGAUCAAAUAUGUUUGGAUUAAACGCGGUUGAGCUUAUAUCAGGCGAAAAUGUUUCUUAUCCAGAUGGUUUGGCUAUAAAUUUUCUAACUGACCGUCUGUAUUGGUCGGAUGCCGAUCAUGACACAAUACAAGACUGCAAUCUGGAUGGUGAAGAUUGUAUAACUAUUGUGAAUAUGACAGGAACUGAACAGCGAGAAGAAAUCAGAGACUUGGUUACGGACGGAAUAUACCUUUAUUACUCAACUUACAUGAAAGAUCACGUGGUACGUAUUGACUUGAAAAAUCCAGGAAAAAGAACAGAAAUUGGCCGGCAUCAUGCAUUAGGAAGACUUGACACAAUCGCCUUGUACAGCAGUGAAAAUCAAAAUGUUCAACGUGUUAACAGAGCUUGUCAAGCUAACAAUGGCCUCGGAGACUGUAGCACAAUAUGCAUACCAAUUGAGGAUGACAAGAAGGCGUGUACCUGUGAAGAAGGAGUAUCGCUUAAACCAGACGGCACAGGACGAAUAUGUGAAAACAUUUACCAGUGCAAAGCCGUUAUUGAACAAAGAAUUAAGUUGAUUUCUAACGUGGGGAAGAAUAUCACAAUAACGUUAGAUAAUACUUGUUCACGACUGUUGCAUGACAAAUGCAGGUACACAUGUCCCAAUAACUACGAGCCGUUGUUAGAUAAUACAUUAUUAACAUGCACCAGCGCCGGGUGGAAUAAAGAGUUCACUACUCUAUGUAAAGAAGUAAGAUGCCCAACCACAGUUGAAAAUGGAAAAGUUAAUGAUGCAUGUAGCAGAGAAGUGGGCGUUAAAUGUCAGUACGACUGUAAUGACGGCUUUGUGAAGACAAGAGAAAUGGCUGUCUGUACCCAAACUGGAAAGUACCAUAUACCGUCAGUCGGACUAUGUACACCAUUCACGUGCAGUGAUACAAUCAAAAAUGUUUUGUUGGAUCAAAAUUGUGACCGAACUAUUGGAAACUCGUGCAAAUACACGUGUGCCAAGUUUUAUACUCCAAAUACGAAGUAUCCCAUGGCAGUAUGUCAGGACGGUGGAUGGAGCCAAGCUUCCUCUGACCUUUGUCAAGAGUCAGUAUGCCGAGACGACUCUUUCCAAAACGGGAAAGUAACUGGAUCAUGUAUGAAGAAAAUUGGCGAGGCAUGUAUGUUUGAAUGUAACCAAGGUUACGUGAAUACAACUCAGAUGGCUGUCUGUAAAAGUGACAAAAUUUGGCAUCCUAAGGAUUCUUGUACACCAUAUUUGUGUAGUGAUUCAAUCGACAAUGGAGUACUAAGUCCAGGCUGUGAAAGGACUGUUGGUAGUUCAUGCAGUUAUACGUGUAAAAAGUUUUAUACCCCAACCGUUAAAAAGUCGCAGGCAGUAUGUCAGGCUGACGGAUGGACCCCAUCUGAACUUUGUAGAGAGUCAGUGUGCGAUGACAGUUCGUUGACAAAUGGCGAUGUUUCUGGAAGCUGUCUGAAGAAAAUUGGCGAUGCAUGUGCAUUUGAAUGUAAACCAGGCUACGUUAACACAACUCAUUUAGCGUUUUGUAAAAAUGACAAGAUGUGGCAUCCAAAAGAUGCAUGCACUGCAUACACGUGUAGUGAUACAAUCGAAAAUGGUGUUCUAGACCAAGGAUGUGCAAGAAAUGUUGGCGGCGUGUGCAGUUACACAUGCAAUAAACACUAUAAUGCUACUCGUAUGAAUGCUACAUGCACUGCUGAUGGAUGGAGCCCAGCUUCUACGGCUCUUUGUGAAGCUGUUGCGUGUUCGUCUACAAUACCAAACGGCAAAAUAUCCGAGUCAUGUGACUUGACAGUAGGGUCGACAUGUGACUACACGUGCACCGUUGGUUACACAGCGACUGAAGUACAUCCUAAUGUGACUUGCAAACGCACUGGGAAAUGGGUAACCGACAAUCUAUGUAUAGUGCCGCCAGCGAAGGAGUCAAAACUGUCAGUGCCCGCUGUUGCUACCGGAUUUUCCUUGCUGGCCGUAAUUGUAAUUGUACUCGUCAUUGCAGUUCUAUGUUUGGUUCGAAGGAAAACAUCAUCUUCCAGCUACGCCUCAUUUGAUGACAGUGGAACUGCAAUCGAGAAUCCUGGAUAUCGACAGAGAAUGAGCUUUCCAGACAUAAAGACGGAUGAUCCGUCUUAUUCACAAGUAGAUGUUUCGCAGAUGAAACCAAUCUCCACAACAUCAUUUAAUGAGAACGUUACAAACAUCGAUGAUGGCAAACUGUGAUUGAUUACGCGUCUCUGACGUCAAUCAUACUGUGUUGAAUGAGAUUUUAUUGAGCGAUAAUUGAUAUUUCAAUGCAUGUGUGUACACUUGUACGUGUAGUAAAAUCCUAUAUAUCAAACAUAAAUGUACUCAGAACUGUUUUGAUACCAGUCCUUUUGAUAGGCGACCUUAACACUACAGUUUUAUAAAAUAUAUAUAACAGAAGUGUAUUGAAAUAAAUUAAAACACUUCAAAGAGGUUAUCAACAUAGUUGAUGACGUAUGAUUGAUUCGUAGCGUUUAAAUUAAUUAAAACACGCUUCUGCUAUACAUUUGGAUACUAAAAUGAAGCAUAUGUUAAAUGAUAAAUUACAUAUAGUAUACCUAUUCCUUAGUCGCUGCAAGUAGGUCGACGUGACGUCACUGUUAGCGUGCAAUUUUGAAAAUUAGAGAACACAUUAACAUAAUGGUUAAAACAGCAUUAUCAGUAAGUUUACAUAUUAUUCUUUUUGUUACAUUAAUUAACAAGUUCAUAUAGAAGCUACAUGUAUAAGUGCAAAAGUUGAUACUUUAUAUACCUUUCGAGAUUUCCUUUUUUAAUAGUAAGAUAAUAUUCCGUUUGUUGUAAAAUACAAUUGUUCGGGAUUUCCAAAUCAUACGGUAAUUUCUAUAAGUGUUGUAUCUAAAAUAUAUUAAAAAUUCUGUUGGUGUCAAUUUUCAGAAUUAACAAAUUUAUCAAACUUUAUGCGGACUAGUUACGUAAUCAAUAAUAAAUAACCACAUUAUAGGUUUCUACAUGCUGAAAUUGAUUGAAAUUUGUUGAUAGAAAGCUUUAUUUUUGACACUUAAAUCAUAGAGGCAAUCUUUGUGACUAAACAACACAUUUCCGCUUAAGCCGGUGCUAGGGAUGUCAGAGGUGCAGCACAUUUGACUAUCUUUCGUGACCAGACUCAGUCAAACCAGUUUGUUAAAAUUUUGCUAGAUUGUGUUCUAUGCUUCCAAAAUAUCUUCAUAGAUUUGAUUUACUACGCAGGAAAGGGAGACUGCUCGGCAAGAGUGGUUAAUGUCAUUGACUUUAAAUCACUUACCUUUCACAGAUGUGGGUUCGUAAUGUCGUGUUUGAUGUAAAAUUCUCUAUGUAAAGAAGCCAUCCAGCUGGCUUACGGCUUGGUAGUUCUACCCAGGUGCCCGCCAAUAUCUAAAACAAUGAUCGAACGGGCACUUGGGAGUCUUCUUCCACCAAGAAAAGCUGGAAAAGUCGCAAUAUGACCUGAAUUGUGUCGGUGUGACUCUAAACUCAACAAAAUAUCACAGCUCCUUUAAAGAUGUACUAUGCUUGUUUUCCACUAUAAAAUGUUCCCGUAAGUACAAUUUGUUCAGGAAAAGCAUCAUCAGUUAUAUUAAACUUGCCUAAACGUAUAAACUUUAUGUGCAUGUAACGAUGCAAUUAUGAUUAAAAUUUAUUGCUGUAUCUAGCAACAACCAUAUGCUUAAAUGAAACAUAUCGCAUAAUACGGCAUAACAUAUUCUAUUGGUGAUUACUUCAUAGUUUGGGCAUAGUACAUCUUUAAACAAGCAGUGAUUCAUAAAUAUUCUGUUUUAUUUUUUUAAACUGUACAUACUGUUUUCAAUGAAUAAAUGUAAAUAAUUAUAUUUACUUUUUAUACGUUUAUAAUAUUUUUACAUUCUGUCAAUAUGUAUAUUUGCUUGAAUUUCUCUAUAAUAUGCUCAAAAGUUUCUCUAAUAUUAUAAAAUAAGUAUACAGAAAUUAUUUUAUGAACUUAUAGGAUAGUAGAGGUAUAUAGUUGAAUUGUAUAUUUGUUUGUAUGUUUGUCUUGUAUGUGUAAUAAGUCGCCAUGUGACUUGGACGUUAAACCCAACGACCUAUGUAUGUAAUAAUGUACAAGUGAUUUGAAUGCUGAUUCUUCGUUCAUAGUGUCCUCAAAUUCAUCCUUUUGACAUGUAUAACCAUUUAUAUUUGAAAUCCAAUAAAAGGAAAUAUAUGCUUUAACUGGAAAA
Molecule: messenger RNA, 7341 nt
Organism: Mercenaria mercenaria
Lineage: Eukaryota; Metazoa; Mollusca; Bivalvia; Venerida; Veneridae
Product: prolow-density lipoprotein receptor-related protein 1-like
Exons: 32
Coding region: 263-5344 (1693 amino acids)
Source: RefSeq, a predicted model, not a curated record